CACAUUCACAUAUACACUCGGCUUCCCUUGUACACACUUUCUCUUCAGAAAAACACAGCUCCGACACAGAAAGGAAAAGGGAGGAAGGAAGUGAAGGCAGCAAUGUUGAUGGCAGCAACAGCAAGCUCCAGCACUGUCCUCAGACCAACCCCAUUUCUCGGCCAAACCAGGGGAGCAAACUCUAACCCUCUUAGAGAUGUUGUCCCUGUGGGAACUGGGAAAUACACCAUGGGGAAUGAGCUGUGGUAUGGACCUGACAGAGUGAAGUAUUUGGGACCCUUCUCAGCUCAGACUCCCUCAUACCUGACUGGAGAAUUUCCAGGAGACUAUGGAUGGGACACCGCUGGAUUGUCUGCUGAUCCUGAGGCCUUUGCCAGGAACAGGGCUCUUGAGGUGAUCCACGGGCGUUGGGCUAUGCUUGGAGCACUGGGCUGCAUCACCCCAGAAGUCCUUGAGAAGUGGCUUAAAGUGGACUUCAAAGAACCAAUCUGGUUCAAAGCUGGAGCUCAAAUCUUCUCCGAGGGCGGCCUGGACUACUUGGGCAACCCCAACCUUGUUCAUGCCCAGAGCAUUCUGGCUGUCCUCGGCUUCCAAGUUGUCCUCAUGGGUCUUGUUGAGGGCUUCCGCAUUAAUGGCCUUCCUGGAGUUGGAGAGGGCAACAACCUGUACCCUGGUGGACAAUACUUCGAUCCUCUUGGCCUCGCUGAUGACCCGGUCACAUUUGCUGAGCUCAAGGUCAAGGAAAUCAAGAAUGGACGGCUAGCCAUGUUCUCCAUGUUUGGCUUCUUUGUCCAAGCUAUUGUGACCGGAAAAGGCCCCCUAGAGAACCUCUUGGACCACCUUGACAACCCAGUUGCUAAUAACGCAUGGGUCUACGCCACCAAGUUUGUGCCUGGAUCUUAGACUGCUGGUCUUUGCUUCUUCACCUGUUUUGUGUAAACUCAUUGAGAACAGAACAUUCUGUGUUAGUAAGAUUCAAUGUAAUUUAUAAUUUAUGUUUCAGAUGGAACACUGCAUUUUCCGGUAAAUGAAAUAACUCUCAAACUCUUGUAA
Messenger RNA from Vitis riparia (riverbank grape), 1053 nucleotides. Its product is annotated as chlorophyll a-b binding protein 13, chloroplastic. Gene Ontology annotation, cellular component: chloroplast thylakoid membrane; chloroplast envelope; plastoglobule. Gene Ontology annotation, biological process: photosynthesis, light harvesting in photosystem I; response to light stimulus. The transcript is spliced from 3 exons. NCBI's taxonomy places the organism in Eukaryota, Viridiplantae, Streptophyta, Magnoliopsida, Vitales, Vitaceae. Bases 103 to 903 code for a protein of 266 amino acids. The record is from RefSeq and is a predicted model, not a curated record.